Tarenaya hassleriana is the source of this 2496-nucleotide messenger RNA. RefSeq names its product subtilisin-like protease SBT3.12. Gene Ontology annotation, molecular function: serine-type endopeptidase activity. Gene Ontology annotation, biological process: proteolysis. Lineage: Eukaryota; Viridiplantae; Streptophyta; Magnoliopsida; Brassicales; Cleomaceae. Bases 258 to 2348 code for a protein of 696 amino acids. The record is from RefSeq and is a predicted model, not a curated record. The transcript has 11 exons.
CUUCGCUGUUGCCUUUUCCUCCUCCUCCUCCUCCUCCUUCUUCUUCCCGAAACAGAUUGGAACCCAUUUGCCUUCACCGAUCCCGACGACGAUGGAGCUCGAGAAGAUUCGGCCGACGAUCUCGGUGGCUGCAAUUCUCAAGACGCGUUGAGUUCCAUGUUGUUGCUCGUGCCUAUGAGGAGAGUCAGAUUCAUAUAGUGUACCUGGGUGAGAAACAGCAUGAUGAUCCCGAGCUCGUCACUGAUUCCCAUCAUAAAAUGCUGGAAUCGGUUUUCGGAAGCGAGGAAUCUGCACGUGAGUCGCUCAUCUAUAGUUACCGGCAUGGAUUUUCUGCCUUUGCAGCCAAGCUUACAGACUCCCAAGUAAAGAAACUUUCAGUUCAUCCCGAUGUCAUCGGUGUCAGACCAAAUAGGAACCUUAAGAUGCUCACAACAAGGGUUUUUGACUACUUGGGCCUUUCACCGAGUUUGCCAACCGGACUUCUCCCUGACACCAACAUGGGCAGAGAUGUUAUCAUCGGUGUUAUUGAUUCGGGGAUAAUGCCGGAAUCUGAGUCAUUCAACGAUGAAGGGCUGGGACCGAUACCAAAACACUGGAAGGGACAGUGUGUGGCCGGGGAUAAUUUCGACCCAGCAAAGCAUUGCAACAAAAAGCUAAUAGGAGCAAGGUACUAUAUGGAUGGUUUCAAAGAAAAGAAUGGCGCUGAAAUUGCGUUCGAUGAUGAGUAUAAGUCCCCUAGAGAUGCUUAUGGCCAUGGAACAGCUUGUGCCUCGAUAGCUGCGGGUUCUAUUGUUCCGAACGCAAGCUAUCGGGGUAUGGCUAGAGGAGUCAUGAGAGGGGCGGCUCCUAGGGCUCGUAUUGCUUCGUACAAGGUGUGCUGGUUAAAGGGAGCAAGCUGUGGCUUGGCAGAUACGGUCAAAGCGUUCGACGAUGCUGUACACGAUGGCGUCGAUGUAUUGUCUAUCUCGCUCGGUGGCCAAUCUCCCGUGGAUUCGGAAAUCGAUGGAACCGAUGAUAUAGCUUUGGGAGCAUUCCAUGCGGUAACAAAGGGUAUUCCGGUAGUAGCUGCCGCUGGUAAUGCAGGGCCUGAUGCUCAGACUCUGGCUAAUGUAUCUCCGUGGAUCUUGACAGUGGCGGCAACUACCCUUGACCGUUCAUUUUCCGUGGUUAUCACGCUCGGGAAUAAUCUGACAAUUCGGGGUCAAGCUGUAUAUAAUCGCUCGGCAGUAGUAUCCGAGGUGGUUCACAUAGAUGAUUGGAACAGCAACACCAGUAGCUUACAAGGAAAAGUCGUGCUGAUAUUUUUGAAAAACGAAAUGGAUGUAUUCAUGGGUACGUCACAAGCAAUGAGGACCCGCCCUGCUGGGGUGAUUUAUGUGAAGCCUUCUGAUAGUAUGUUUGAAUCUUUCAUCGGGAUCCCAGAAAUCUCCGUGAAUUAUGAAGCUGGAACUAAGAUAUUGCGAUACAUCCGUUCAACGAGUUCACCCACGAUUAGAAUCAGCUCUACAGAGACGCCCGUAGGGCGACCUAUUCCGACUAGAAUCGCGGGGUUCUCAAGUAGAGGACCAAAUUCGCUUUCUCCGGCCAUCCUCAAGCCAGACAUAGCGGCCCCGGGUUCACAAAUACUGGUGGCUAGUAUUAUGAGUAACCCCAGGUUUGACACCGGGAUUUCCUUGAACACGGGAACAUCGUAUUCAGCUCCUGCUGUUGCGGGAAUCGUAGCACUUCUCAAAUCUUUACACCCCGACUGGUCUCCUGCCGCGCUUAAAUCCGCCGUUAUCACAACAGCAUGGAAAACUGACCCAUAUGGACAGCCUAUCUUCUCUGAGGGAUCAUCCCAGAAGCUCGCCGAUCCAUUCGACUAUGGUGGAGGACUUAUCAACCCGGAGAAAGCACGAGAUCCCGGUCUUGUUUAUGACAUGGGCAUCGAGGAUUACAUCCACUAUUUCUGUGCCAGAUCUUACAACGACUCUGCCAUCUCGAAGCUCGUCGGGAAAUCGGUAACGUGCCCGUCUCCAAGGCCAUCGAUUCUCGACGUCAAUGUACCGUCAAUCACGAUUCCAGAUCUCGACGAAGAGGCGGUCACCGUGACAAGGACGGUGACUAACGUAGGACCUGUGGACUCUGUGUACAGAGCCGUUGUCGAGCCUCCUCUUGGUAUAAACAUUCUGGUUAAACCAGAAGCUUUGGCCUUCAAUUCCGACACAAAGAAACAGACGUUUUCGAUGAGUGUUUCGACCAGUCAUAAGACCAACACCGGAUUCUUCUUUGGAAGCCUCGUUUGGACAGACGGGACAAGAAAUGUGUCUGUUCCUUUGUCUGUUCGGACACAACUCGUAAAGCCUUAAAGAGACCUCCCAAGCUAUUGGAACCGUGAAACAGAUGCUCUGUAUUUGUAAAUGUUUUGAGUGAUUGUGUGCUGAAACUCUUAGAUUUGUUGGGUUUUAUUUAUUUAUUUAUUUUAGUGUGUUAAUAAUAUCUUCUGAGUUGAGUUUU